UAUGAACCAUCUAUUAAUAUAUUCCAGAAAUAUUACUUAAUAUUAAAUUAUAUCACGCGUUUAUAGGAAAUGUUUUUUCAAUAUGAACACUUUAUUGCAGUAUCCUUUCAUGUGCAAGUUUAAAAAAAUGCAUGUUGUGUGUGUGUGUGUAUGUGCGUGCGUAUGCAAAAUAUUCCUUUAAUAUGACAUACAUUUUGCAAGCGCAAAAGUGUCCACAUGCGAAAAUUCAGAAUGAAAAGUCACAAUGACUAUCAAUAUAAGGAAAUACUUCAUGUUGUUGAUUACAUACAUUAUCAGACUUUAUAUUGAUAAGAUUGGUAAUAUCGGCUCAUAUAUCUGAUUUUGUACGCAGUACAGCGUCGGAACUCGGCUUGGAGGUGGAUGUGUGCCGCAUUUGAUAUGCUCGCUCUUGCGACAGUAUUUUUUCGCGCGCCGCUAUUAUGAUACGCGUAUAUUCACCUGUGCGGGAACCGCAUGAUCGUCGCGCCAGUAACUCGCAUCGUUGAAUUAUGUUAGCACAAGUGACGUUUCGCGUAAUCACGUUCACACCGGCACGACUGUUCCCUCGCUCAUCUGUACAUAGAUGUGACAUCAUGAACCCGUUCUUUUUGGGAUACUUAUAUCUUUACAUGGUGAUAACUCCGACCGCGGGUAUAGGUACGUGGGUGCAUUCGCACUUGAGAGGCUCGUUUUCAAAUAUUACAGAUAUAUUAUUGAUAUAUUACACGUUUAUAAAUAAUACAUGUACGAACGCCCAAUGUGAUUCAACAGAUUCGUGUUACGCAUAUAACAGCACGGAAGAAACCUGGCCCAAAAAUUGCACCCAAUGUAACGUUAAACCGAACACGUCGUGCUUGUGUUUGGAAAAUACCGGACCGAAAGGCGAAUGUAUAAUUUAUUGUCCAAAGAAUGAAGAAUGCUGUCUCUGCGACAAUUGUUCUCUCUGUUGGAGUGCGGAAUGGCAACUGAUGACAAUGACGCAUAUCAGCGUCUCCAUAUUAUUCGGGCUUGGUAUCACCGGCUUGAUCUUAAUGUACUGCAAAUUAUGCAAUAGGACAAGGCGACUAGCGCGCACCAGGUGUCUCAGGGUACAGCAGGAGCUGAAUGGUACGUCGUACUGCAACACCAUCGAGGAUUCACGGGAAAGACCACCAUUGUACAGCGAAGUAUGUGGCGCCCCUCCACUCUACACGUCUCCCUACAAUAUGGCGUCCAUGCAGGAUGUCCCACCGAGAUAUCCGGAUACGCCGAAGUCUCAGGAGAGAUGUCGAUGCUUUCGGGACACCACGCCUUCCGUACCGCCCGUCGCUCAACAUAUGUAACGAAUCGUCCCGCGUGUCUGAAACGCACGCGGCGGCGUAGUAACUCUGAAUCCCGCAAUCGAGGAGUCGAAUACGUUCGCGGCGGCUCGACGUGGCCUCGCGAAAAAUUAGGCUCGCUCAAAGUCCAAAAUCCGAAAAUAAUUCAAUUAGUCAAAAAGACAACACAAGAAGGUGGGAGAGGGGGAAGUGGGAGAGACCAAUCUUGAGUUUCGGCGACUCGUAAGUCCCAGAAACGAUCGCAAACACGAAUCUCGAGAUACCGGAAGUUGCUGCGAUAAUAGCUGCGAUGAAUCGACGACUUUGCGCUGUUGUUAAGUUCAACUCCUCAAUUACGACUCGUGUGCGCGUAAUGCGAUGUAACGACGACACGUGGACGCGUAAAAAAGAAAAAAUAAAGGAAACAGACGCGUCGUCUGCAGGGAGUCGGACGAUGGACCUAAGAAUCCAGGGACGGAGUAUAAAAUGAACUUUUGGGCAAGUGGGUUGGUUUACUUCUAUAGAGCCCAUAUAGAAAGAGACAGACGGAGAAUGAGAAUUCCACGAUUAUAUAUAAUGAAAAUGUCAUUUAUUUGAUGCGGUGCAAUGAGAGACUUAAAGUAAAAUGGAAAAAUGAAUGUCUGUAUGAGCUGGGUUUCAAUGAGCGGCGCACGCGCUUUUUUUUUCCGGACAGCCACUACCGCCGACUACGUGGUCGCACGCACGCACGCACAAUACGUGCGACGUACGUUUACAAAAAGAGUUUACUCUCUUGUUAAAUGCAAUGUACAACGGAAGUGUGUUAUGUGUGUGUGUGUAUGUUGUUUUAUCCGAAAACGACGCGGUAGCGGCUCCUAGCGGUCGGUGUAGUUCGUCGACGCGCGCCGAUUUUUCAUCAUGAUGAGGUAACACUUGUCUUACUUGUACUUAUAGUUUAUCAAAUUAUCCAGUCAUACGCUCAUAUAAUAUGUAUAUAUGUAUAUA
Molecule: messenger RNA, 2282 nt
Organism: Dinoponera quadriceps
Lineage: Eukaryota; Metazoa; Arthropoda; Insecta; Hymenoptera; Formicidae
Exons: 7
Coding region: 510-1322 (270 amino acids)
Source: RefSeq, a predicted model, not a curated record